AUGCUGCUAGGCGCGUGCUACAGCGCCGAGCCGCCGGACAAGGCGCACCGCGGCCACGUGCUGCACGCGGGGGCGGCCGCCGCCUCGCCGCCCCCGCAGCCGGGCCUGCUGCAGCCGCCGCCGGCCGCCCCCGCGUCCUCGUCAGCCGGGGGCGGCAGCAGCAGCGGGGGUGGAAGCUCGCUCUUCACCAUCGACAGCAUCCUUGCGCCGAGGCCCACACCGCGGCCGCCCCCACCGCCCCCGCACCAACAGCAGCAGCAGCAGCCGCCGCCGGCGCCUCGCCUGCAGCACGCCGUCCUGCCGCCCCCACUGCACCUCGGGCAUCUCGGCUUCGCGCCCGCCUCCACCGCGGACUUUCUCGUCUCGGCUGCGUCACUCAGCGACAGGCGAGUGUCGGCGGCCGGUGCGCCGGGCAAAGUUGUCGUGGCUGUCCGGAUCUGGUUUCUGACGCGUCUGUGUCCAGACGUGAGCCCGCAACCGCCGCCGCCGCCACAGCCACGUUCCGCGUUCGGCCGCUAA
This is a messenger RNA of Schistocerca serialis cubense, 519 nucleotides long. RefSeq names its product sterile alpha motif domain-containing protein 1-like. The transcript is spliced from 2 exons. The record is from RefSeq and is a predicted model, not a curated record. The coding region runs from base 1 to 519 and encodes 172 amino acids. Lineage: Eukaryota; Metazoa; Arthropoda; Insecta; Orthoptera; Acrididae.